AUGUGGCCGGUACAGCGGCGAUGGUCGCUUUCUUCCAAAACCCGCCCUCCGCCGGCGGCGUUAUCCUCCUCAAACAACAACCCGUCCAAGGACGGCGGCGGGCGCUCUGCUCACCGCCCCAAGCACCACCACAACCACCCUUCCUCUUCAUCAGCAUCCGCAGCAGUAACCGAAGAACGUAGAAAGAUCGAGCUCAUCGACCUCGACUUCCCCAUCACCGGCCGGCACAACGUCAAAAUCAGCAUCAAAGAGAACUCCCCCCUGAGCCACGUGACCGACGGCCUCAAGAAGAAAUACUCAACCGACGGCAAAGCCACCACAAGCCACCACCACCACCACCACCACCACAGCAAAAGCCACCGGAUCCCCGAAGACGCCACCGUGGAGCUGUACCAGGUGGACCGCCUGCUGACCUGCUCCGACGAGAUCCCCAGACGCACCUCCUCGCUCUUCUACCGCGUGCUCCCCGCCGGCGACGACGCCAGCGCCCUGCGCAUCACCUGGCGGUGCCCCACCCUCAAGCUCCGGCGCACGCAGCUCGAGACGCUGGCGCGCGAGGCCGGCGCCGCGGGGACGUCGAUCGGCAGCCUGCGGGAGAGCGCCGCCGCGCUCCUACGCGCCGCGAACCCGGGGAAGGCGGACCUCGUGCAGAGCGCGCAGCAGGUCGUCGUCGAGGCGGCGGGGGGGCUGCGCCCGGGCGCGCUGCAGGGGAACGCGUGGGAGGCGCGCAAGGUGCGCACCUGGCUGUGCCGGCACCUGACGCUGGACCUCCGGCCCGUCGGGGACUUCGUCGUGCUCCGCGGCGUCAACGAGGAGUACGUCUGGCACCGGCCCUACCGCAACCCGCGCGGGUACGUGGACGUGCCGAUGCUGAGGCAGUGGCUGAAGAACGAGGUGCUGGCGCAGGUGCACGCGCGGGGGAUCCGCCGCCGCGGCAUCGACGCCGAUGACAUCCGCCUGUCGUGCCGCGGGAAGACGGUGCGGAAGCACAGCCACGUCCGCCCCGGCGAGACGCUCGACUUCGAGGUCCCGCGCGCGGUGGAGGACGGCUUUGUGCGCGCGGAGGCGUGGCUGCUGCCGCUGAGCGAGACGUGCGUCGCGUGCGGCGACGACAAGCGCGUGUCGGAGAUGCCGGCGCGGCGGCGCGUCACGGCGGCUUGCGAGCACGACUCCGGCAUGUGCCGCGAGUGCGUCGGGCAGUGGAUCCGCGCCAGCCUCGACACGGCCACCUGGGACCGGCUGCGGUGUCCCGAGUGCCCGCAGCUGCUGUCCUACGAGCACGUGCGGGCGUUCGCGCCGCGGGAUGUCUUCGACCGGUACGAUGCGCUGGCUGUCAAGGCGGUGCUCGGGGGCAUGGAGGACUUUGCGUGGUGUCUUAAUCCGGCGUGCGAGUCGGGACAGAUAUACCCGCCGGGGUGUGCGAGGGCGAAGUGUAGUGCUUGUAAGCAUUAUCUGUGUGUUCGGCAUAAAGUACCCUGGCACAGUGGCGAGACGUGCGAGGAGUAUGAUCGCAGGACGAGGAGGCAGCGGAGGAAUGAUCAGGCGAGUGAGAAGCAUGUUAAGGAGAUCACGAAGCCGUGUCCGGGGUGCAAUAGGAAUAUCAAUAAAUAUGUCGGAUGCGACCACGUCACAUGCAUCUGCGGCCACGAAUGGUGCUGGCUCUGCUUCGGCGACUACUACCGCGACCAGCAAGACUUCCUGCAGUGCCACCACACACUCGAAUGCCGCUACCACGACAACCCGCCCAACUACGAGGGCGGGCGGGCAUUUAUGCCCUUUCUAAACAUCGGCGGCGGCAACAACAAUAACAACAACGGCGGUGGUGGUGGUAAUGGCAACAUCGUAUUCCCCUUCCGGCCGCGAGAAAGAGCGGCAGCCGGCGCCGACAAUAAUAACCGACCCGCAGCCCCCGGCCCUGUCGAAGGCGGCGACGGCGCCGCGCUGUUCCAGCGGUUUCUGCAGAGAAGGAAUAUGCACCGCAACCCGUUUGACCCCAAUGUCCGCGUUCAUUUGGCGAGGGAGAGGGAGCGGGAGAUCGACUUGGAUUUGGAUCCGGAUUUCUUUGAGGAGGCGAUGCUUUUUAAUAUGGGCCACUUGAUGCACCGUGCCGAGAGAGAUGGAUAG
Molecule: messenger RNA, 2124 nt
Organism: Hypoxylon fragiforme
Lineage: Eukaryota; Fungi; Ascomycota; Sordariomycetes; Xylariales; Hypoxylaceae
Exons: 2
Coding region: 1-2124 (707 amino acids)
Biological process (GO): protein polyubiquitination; ubiquitin-dependent protein catabolic process; positive regulation of proteasomal ubiquitin-dependent protein catabolic process
Cellular component (GO): ubiquitin ligase complex; cytoplasm
Molecular function (GO): ubiquitin protein ligase activity; ubiquitin conjugating enzyme binding; zinc ion binding
Source: RefSeq, a predicted model, not a curated record